UGACUCGCCAGCAUCACGCCCACAUCUACCCUGCUCCUCCUCCUAUCCCAUCCAGACGACGAAGUAAUGUUCUUCUCUCCCCUCAUCCUUUCCCUCCUCUCCUCCUCCCUCCUUCUCCCAGCAAACAUCUACGGUCUCUCUGCCAGCUCCGGCUCCUUUGGCUCGCCCUACUACCAAAACGAGACAUUGGGCGCGACGAGAUCGCGAGAGCUGGUUGAGGCGUACGCGAUGUUAGGCGUACCAAGAGAAAAUGUGCUCGCAUUGGAGGCGGAUGGGAUGAGGGAUGGGAUGCGGGAGCGCUGGCGGAGGGAGACGGUGGUGGAGGAGGUCAGCAAGGCCAUCGCGGGGACAGAGACUUGGCCGAGGACAUUCGACUACAUCGUCACUUUCGAUCGAGGAGGAGUCUCAGGCCACGCUAAUCAUCGCAGCGUUGCAGCGGCAGCGGACGCGGUUGGGGCCAGGCUGGGAGGGGGAAGGGUGCUGCGUUUGACCUCUUUGCCGCUCUGGAGCAAGUACGGUGGCUUGCCAUACGCGCUGCUCAGACGAUUGAAGAGCAUAGCAUCCCCAUCGACUUCUUCGCGUGGAUGCUCAUUCGCCCUCUCAUCACCAUGGGAAUAUCGGAGGGCGGCCAAAGCGAUGCAGGCGCACGCGUCUCAGCUGGUUUGGUUCCGCUAUGGCUGGUGGGCAUUGAGCUCCUAUGUCUUUGGCGCUGAGCUCUGUGAGAUGUAGCAGCUGCUCUCUGUCAUCGUGGAAUGCAUUGCGAUGUCUUGAGGACGCGAAUAUUGCUU
Jaminaea rosea is the source of this 788-nucleotide messenger RNA. RefSeq names its product LmbE-like protein. Bases 67 to 729 code for a protein of 220 amino acids. Gene Ontology annotation, biological process: GPI anchor biosynthetic process. Gene Ontology annotation, molecular function: N-acetylglucosaminylphosphatidylinositol deacetylase activity. Gene Ontology annotation, cellular component: endoplasmic reticulum. The record is from RefSeq and is a predicted model, not a curated record. The transcript is spliced from 2 exons. NCBI's taxonomy places the organism in Eukaryota, Fungi, Basidiomycota, Exobasidiomycetes, Microstromatales.